CCAAUUUACCCGGCGCAGAAAUGAAGCGAGUUUCGAUAUUCUCGAGCGUUGCUUUAUGUGGGCUGCUAAAUCUUGGCUUUUGGUUUCGUUCCUUUCGUUAAAGGAACACCAAACUGCAUUUACGAAUCUGGAAGCUAUUUACAAGGUACAGCGUUGUGAUUUUAACCAUCAACGACCGUUAUUUGGUUCAUUAUCGUUUACACCGUCUAAAAGUUGAUCAUCGGAGUAAAUUUCAAGAGUAAAUAACGACUGAUAAGGACGAUAUCAACGAAUUUGUGAAGUUCCCCGUAGAGACUGGAUUCUGCAGAAGAAUUUUGUGGCCUUAAAGUACAUAUUGUGAGCUAAUCAAGAAAUUAAUUGACGUAAGAAUUAUAACGUCAAAUUGUUGAUAGUGAAGAGUUCUUCAAGUAUUCAAACCAGCGUAAGUAAAGGAUUGUUUUGGUUUUGACUGCUGUAUUUGAAAGUGCGAAGACGUCAGAAAUCAAAGUCUAACCUCGCUUUGGAUCUCACAGUCGUCAAGAUUUCAUCAAAGGGGAUUCAGGUCCCCAGGAAGUCAACCUCUAGCGCGAAAAUUAAGACACAACGCAAAAAUAUUUCGCUUUCGAUCACCUCCAGAUCCAACCAUCUGUUUUUCAGCAUCUACACUGUACACCUGGUGGCACCAGCUUUAAUUUUUAUUUCUUGACAAAAACAUUUUAUUUCAGAUUCUUUUUGUUCUUCGGUAAGUCAUCGACAACGGCAAGAAGUGUUUGUUAUCCUCUCCAGUUAGAGUAACUCUCAUUUGUGUGACAAUGCAUGGCAUGACUUGACUUUUUCGAACCCUCAACGAUCACGUUGCCUGGGAUAAAUCUUUUGUAUUCCACCAUCAGAGAAUUUUUUUGUCACAGUAAUUAUUUCUAACAGUUAUCACUUCCAAGCGUGUAUUUCAACCUUUUUUGAAUGCGUCGAUUACGCUAAAUUUUUUAGCUUAAAACAAUUUAUUUACUUCGCACGUCGUUGGAAGUGAAUGCAUAGCAACUCGAAGGCGUCACAUCUAUGGUUUGUGUUUCUGCAUUUUACUGAGGGGUGCUCGUGAGGACAAAGUCAUGAAUUCCAGAGAACAGCUUGAAAAAGCUCUAUCUUCGAAGCUCAACGGGAUCCAAAUAACUAAUCAAUUGAGCAGGCUAUCCAGAGCAAAAGCAACGCCUCCUGUUCUCAAAACGCAGCCGAUAAGGCCGCAAAAAUCGUUCAGGUUUAUACCACAUCCCCCUCAAAAUCGAAAGUCGGUCGGCUUUCAGAACAGUCGAGGAGCUGAUAGCAAGCACAUUAAGCCAGUGCCUCCUACAGAGCCUCAUGGAAAGAAAUCUAUGGUUAGAAAGUUUUACGAUGUUAGAAAACUAGACAGUAUUGUUGACGAAAGCAGGGUUAGCGGAGAUGGAGAAUCACUGGAUAAUGAGGAAUUUUACGAGAAGUCAAGGUGUCCGUCUUGGGAGCGUAUGCCAGGGGAUGGAUGCAUCUCUGACAUCGCUGAAGAAGAUGAAGAUGCAGAAGAAGACGGUGACUUGGAAGAGAAUGAUGAUGACGAUGAUAAUGAUAAUGAUGAGUCUGUGGAGGGGAACUAUGACAAUGAUUUCUAUGAAUGCGAUGACCUUGAUGAAGCAGGCUCUUCUGACAUUGAUGACAAUGAUGAUGACGAUGAUGAUGAUGAUGAUGAUGAUGGUUCUCAGUCACUGAUCAGCACAGCCGCAUCUUCUCGUAUUUCUACUGCAAAAAGUAGAGCAUCAAGUGCAAGACCACUGACAUUAAGUACUCGUAGAUGGUCUGGUACAGUAGGAUCAUCCCAACCAAGUUCAGUCUCAUCCAAAAAAACAAAUGCGUGGGCAUCAACUGGUGAUGAUGAAAAACAAGAGAAAAUUCCACCACUAGUACCCAGCCUAUUUCCUCAUAUAUCUCCAACCAUCUACUUUUCUGUUGAGGGAGAAACAGUGGGUCAACUUUCCCCUGAACUGCGAAAACUUCUCCGAUGGAAGAUGAGUUCGAUAACACCAAAUGUUAUUAAACAGUGUAUUGCAAGAGCUGGCUUUAAACCAACGAAGACAGGAAAUGACUGGUUAGGAUACUGGGGCAAACACAUGAAGGCGACCUGUUUUAAAACUGUCAGAGAAUAUCAAAAGGUAAACCACUUUCCUGGUACGUUUCAAAUUGGGAGAAAAGACAGGUUGUGGAGAAAUCUCUCUCGGAUGAUAGUGCAUCAUGGAAAAAAAGAUUAUGGCUUUGUUCCACAAACCUAUGUUCUUCCUUAUGACAUGAAAUUACUCAAAAGGGCGUGGGAUGAUGCUAGCAGUCGACAGAAAUGGAUUCUCAAGCCGCCUGCUUCAGCCAGAGGGAUUGGAAUCCGUGUGAUUCACAAGUGGAAUCAAAUUCCAAGGAAGAGACCUGUUAUUGUUCAGAGGUACCUUGCCAAACCAUUUCUUAUCAAUGGAAGCAAGUUUGACCUUCGAAUAUAUGUCUAUUUCACUUCAUAUGAUCCACUCAGGAUUUAUGUCUUCGAAGAUGGACUUGUGAGAUUUGCAACAUGCAAGUACUCAUCAUCCAUGAAAAGUCUGAGCAACAAGUUCAUGCAUCUGACAAAUUAUAGCAUCAAUAAGAAGAACGAAGGAGCUUACCAAGCGAACUCUGAUGAAACUGUUUGUCAGGGACACAAAUGGAGUUUGAAAGCUCUUUGGGGUUACAUGAAACGAAUGAACAUCAAUCACGUUCAUGUUUGGGAGACAAUAAAGGAUUUAGUCGUCAAAGCCAUCUUAGCGUCUGAUUCAGCAGUAAACACCAUGGUAAAACAGAAUGUGAGGAAAAGAUCUUGCUGUCAUGAGCUUUUCGGAUUUGAUGUCAUGUUAGAUGAAAACCUGAAACCGUGGUUACUAGAAGUGAAUAUAUCUCCAAGUCUUCACUCCACUUCCCAGCUGGACCGUAACAUCAAGGGACAGAUGAUCAAGGACUUGUUAAACCUGGCAGGAUUUUGCAUUCCAGAAAAUCUGGUCACAACUUCAACAUCAAGCACUAGUAACAUGAACCAGUUUGUUCAAGAUAAAGCAGUGACGGCUCUAUCUUCAGAUGAGAGAGCAAAGCAUGCGUUUUAUGUUCAACGUCAUCUAGAUGAGCGCACGAAACAGUCAAUUCUGGACAUCUUGACACCAGACGAUAUUAGAAUGCUUAUGGAGGCAGAAGAUGAGAAUAGUCGAAGAGGCUGCUUCCAGCGAGUUUUUCCAUCCAUGUCGUCCAACAAGUAUUUAAGGUUCUUUGAGUCUCAGAGAUACUACAAUAUUUUGUUGGACGAGUGGACAAGAAAGUACAUGAGAGAGGGUCGGAGCACAGCCUUGGGAAUCGCUGUUCUCCAAGCACUUGGUGAAAAGAAACUUCAUAUUGGUGCCACCUCGGAUCCAACACAUCAAUGGGCUUGCCCUCAAGGUAUAACGUACAGGUCCUCUUCCGCUCCGGCUCUCAAUUUGGACUACGGACCCAUCAAAUCAAGUGCUUCGGCUCCGGUGCUUCUGCCCAAAAUAAAGAAGAAGUCAACAAAAUCGCACACAUCAAAGAUGUCUUCCAGCUCAGCCACGUCCUCUGAACGCACCCGACAGAUGCUGAGAGCUCGGAUGAAAUCGAACAUCUGACUAGUGCAGGACAGAGGGCCGCUUACUGUGACAACAACUACCAUACCUUCCCUCCCUAGUAUCAAUGAACAGCCAGUGUGUAGUGGAGGGGAGGGUGAAGAGUGCAUCCAGAACAGACAUGCGCAUUGUACAAUUGAGACUUGCCCUCAGAAGCGAGUUCUUCAUGAACUGUUGAUUCAUCUGAACAGAUUGAAUUUAUCCGCGGACAGAUAUGCUUAAGCGAUUGGUUUUCAUUUUUAAUUGCGAGAAUUCUCGAUUGAUAUGUAUAUAUGUUCAUAGUUUAUGCGUGUAAAGAGCGAAAAGUGAGAAUUGAAGUAAUUUUCAUCAGACAGUUUAACCCGUGUGGUUUUAUAGUAAACCUGAGCAUAAUGAUUUCGAAAUUUAUCUCUCGAAGUUCUGUUAGCAGAUGUGGAGCAGAAAUAUUUAUCACCAAAGCUUUAGAUAGCUGUAAUAACGAAUUACAUUUAUUUUUGAGAUGAUGAUAACUUAAAAAUAAUUAAUUUUAUUUUGAUAAUUUCUCGACACCAAAUUUCUUUAUAAUGUUGAACAGAUGUAUACAACAGUAACUACUUCUUAACGCUUGUAAAUCCGAUUUCCAUGAUUGAAAUAGUAGCUUUGUGCUAUAUUCUAUUAGCGGCAAUUUUUUCUACCUAUUUAUGUACCAAAUGAGAAUAAUAUUUCCAAAGAAAAAGCUAAUUAAUAUAACCAUGAAGGAAUUAAUAACAGAUGAUCACUGCAUUUCAUUGUGAAAGACAAUAUAAUUUAAGUAUUUUAAUGAAUAAAAAAAUAUUGCGAAGAA
Stylophora pistillata is the source of this 4446-nucleotide messenger RNA. Its product is annotated as tubulin monoglutamylase TTLL4. Gene Ontology annotation, biological process: protein polyglutamylation; microtubule cytoskeleton organization. Gene Ontology annotation, cellular component: ciliary basal body. NCBI's taxonomy places the organism in Eukaryota, Metazoa, Cnidaria, Anthozoa, Scleractinia, Pocilloporidae. Gene Ontology annotation, molecular function: tubulin-glutamic acid ligase activity; tubulin binding. The record is from RefSeq and is a predicted model, not a curated record.